GAUCAACAAUUGGCUCCCCAAAAAUCACAAGAAUAUGAUGAUAAAAGAGUAUAUACUAGAAACUCACGGAUGUUCAUGGCUGUGAGUGUAAUUUCUGGGUUAUUGGUUUUGGCCCUCGAAGUCUACAUGUUUGCUGUCAUAAACAUCCAUAAAAAUAACUACCAACAAUUUCGGUAUGUUGAGAUCUCCAUCUUCUUAGCAUUGUUCAUUUUCGCAGCCAUUUACCAGAUCAUUUUGACAUUCAUUGGGCUCAGAACCAAGAAUAUGUUGCUCUUAACCAUGUUAUGCAUUUUCGAAGCAUGUAUGUUGAUCUACACCGGUAUCCAAUAUCAGGAAGUCACCGAUAAAAUUGAAUUGUUCUUAGACGGUGGCUGGAGAAGAGCGACAAGAGCCUCCAGUAUUGCUACUAUAUGUGUCAUUGCGGUAACAUUGGUGGUUCAGGUGUAUCUUGUUUUCUUUGUUCUUCGUAAGAACGUCUACUGGUUUAGAUUCAAAAAAAUCGGCGGUGACCUAAAAAUCAGAAGAAUGUAUAGCGUGUUCCAGAUUCACAGAUCAUUAUUGAUUUUCGAUUUGUUCUUCUUCAUUGGCUUUACUAUCCAGUUCAUCGUGAUUAUGGUAAAGCGCCGUAAUUCUGUGGAGUUCAUCUUAACCAUCUGUGUCUUGCCAGUUGCAUUAGUGGUACUUUUACUUAGUGAUAUCGCGGUCACUCGUGAAGUCCUUGCAUUAUCCAUUCUUACAACUACCUGCUUUUUCGGAGCAUGCGCUUAUGUGCUCUUCAAAAUGAUCAGAUUGUAUACCAAGUACACCUCAGCCUACAAUAUCAAUAUUAAAAAUCCUGGGGACUACUUCCCAGGGCGUAAAUCGCUUAUAACCUUUGGUGCCUUGACUUUGGUACUUUUGGUUCUGACCAUCGUGAUAGAGAUUUGGGUUAUGAGAAACUACAAGCGCGGUUUAUUGCCGCUGGUCAGUGUGUAUUACUCGUGGUUGCCGGGCCAUAAUAAA
Molecule: messenger RNA, 1002 nt
Organism: Scheffersomyces stipitis CBS 6054
Lineage: Eukaryota; Fungi; Ascomycota; Pichiomycetes; Serinales; Debaryomycetaceae
Exons: 1
Cellular component (GO): Golgi apparatus
Source: RefSeq, a predicted model, not a curated record